Messenger RNA from Acanthosepion pharaonis, 591 nucleotides. The record is from the annotation of a GenBank genome assembly. NCBI's taxonomy places the organism in Eukaryota, Metazoa, Mollusca, Cephalopoda, Sepiida, Sepiidae.
AUGAAGCAGGCGCGGAUUGUGCUUCCUCCGCCCUACUCCGGUCCGCUCUCCUUUCUUAGUGUUGUUGAGGCAACUUCACCACUUGUUCAGGUUGGACCUCUUCUCCAGCCUGCUGCUGUUGACGCACCGGCUGCUCCUGCUUCUGCUCCACCGGAUGCCGUUGCUGCUCACGCUUCUGCUCGCGUUGCUUAUCCCGAACAGCUCCUUUGCUGUGGACGUCCUGCUUCUGCUGCUCUUCGGCAGCACCCUUUUCUGGGACGUCCUGCUGGGGAGGUGGAGUUGAUACAUUCGCUCUCCUCCUCACUACUUCAUUCCAUUUGCUACCAGGGGCCUUUCUUUGUUAGUUCCGCUCUGGGCUGCUCUGGUGUUGGUAGAGGUGCUUGCUUCGUCUGCGGUACUGGUUUCUUGGUUGGACACAACUUGACCAGGUGUCCGGCCGCACCACAAGGCCAACAGGAUGGGCGAUGUCCCUCGACAACAACAAAAAAUGCUUCGGUCGCCACAGGAAAGGAUAUGGGUAUCUCAUUGAACUUUGGCCGGGUCAAUGUCACCAUGACCACAACAUCGCUGGUGGCAAUAUCCGACUUUUGA